Molecule: messenger RNA, 6782 nt
Organism: Budorcas taxicolor (takin)
Lineage: Eukaryota; Metazoa; Chordata; Mammalia; Artiodactyla; Bovidae
Gene: KCNN3
Product: potassium calcium-activated channel subfamily N member 3
Exons: 11
Coding region: 337-2478 (713 amino acids)
Biological process (GO): potassium ion transmembrane transport
Cellular component (GO): neuronal cell body; neuron projection; plasma membrane
Molecular function (GO): calmodulin binding; small conductance calcium-activated potassium channel activity
Source: RefSeq, a predicted model, not a curated record
GAGAGCAAAGCUAUUGAGCCAGCGAGGAGUGAAGCUGAGCCUGGCCUCACACGCUCCUAGAGGACCACCUCCUGAGACAGAGUUCUUUUUCCCCCUUCUUCUUUCUCCAAGCUCCCCUCCUGCCCUCCCUCCCUGCCCAGUACCAUGCAUUCUUGAGUGGCAGCGUCUGGACUCCAGGCAGCCCCAGAGAACCGGAGCAAGCCAAAGAGAGAGGACUGGAGCCAAGACACUCUGGUGGGGGAGCUUGGAUGCCUGGCUUUCUUUGAGGACAUCUUUGGAACGAGGGUGGCUUUGGGGUGGGGGGUUGUGCUGCAGGCAAUCCAGCCCGGCCCCAAGAUGGACACUUCUGGGCACUUCCAUGACUCUGGGGUGGGGGACCUGGAUGAAGACCCCAAGUGCCCCUGUCCAUCCUCCGGGGAUGAGCAGCAGCAGCAGCAGCCGCCGCCACCACCGCCAGCACCACCAGCAGCCCCCCAGCAGCCCCCAGGACCCCCGUUGCAGCCUCAGCCUCCGCAGCUUCAGCAGCAGCAGCAGCAGCAGCCACCGCAUCCCCUAUCUCAGCUCACCCAACUCCAGAGCCAGCCCGUCCAUCCCGGCCUGCUACACUCCUCUCCCACUGCUUUCAGGGGCCCCCCUUCAUCCAACUCCACCGCCAUCCUCCACCCUUCCUCCAGGCAAGGCAGCCAGCUCAAUCUCAAUGACCACUUGCUUGGCCACUCUCCAAGUUCCACAGCCACAAGUGGGCCUGGUGGAGGCGGCAGGCACCGGCAGGCCAGCCCCCUGGUGCACCGGCGGGACAGCAACCCCUUCACGGAGAUCGCCAUGAGUUCCUGCAAGUACAGCGGGGGGGUCAUGAAGCCCCUUAGCCGCCUCAGCGCCUCCCGGAGGAACCUCAUUGAGGCUGAGCCUGAGGGCCAACCCCUCCAGCUCUUCAGCCCCAGCAACCCCCCGGAGAUCAUCAUCUCCUCCCGGGAGGACAACCAUGCCCACCAGACCUUGCUCCAUCACCCCAAUGCCACCCAAAACCACCAGCAUGCCGGUACCACCGCCAGCAGCGCCACCUUCCCCAAAGCCAACAAGCGGAAAAACCAAAACAUUGGCUAUAAGCUGGGACACAGGAGGGCCCUGUUUGAAAAGAGGAAGCGACUGAGUGACUAUGCUCUGAUUUUUGGGAUGUUUGGAAUUGUUGUUAUGGUGAUAGAGACCGAGCUCUCUUGGGGUUUGUACUCAAAGGAUUCCAUGUUUUCAUUGGCCCUGAAAUGCCUUAUCAGUCUGUCUACCAUCAUCCUUUUGGGUUUGAUCAUCGCCUAUCACACACGUGAAGUCCAGCUCUUCGUGAUUGACAAUGGUGCAGACGACUGGCGGAUAGCCAUGACCUAUGAGCGCAUCCUCUACAUCAGCCUGGAGAUGCUGGUGUGCGCCAUCCACCCCAUUCCUGGCGAGUACAAGUUCUUCUGGACGGCACGCCUGGCCUUCUCCUACACGCCCUCGCGGGCAGAGGCCGACGUGGACAUCAUCCUGUCCAUCCCCAUGUUCCUGCGCCUGUACCUGAUCGCCCGCGUCAUGCUACUGCAUAGCAAGCUCUUCACCGAUGCCUCGUCCCGCAGCAUCGGGGCCCUCAACAAGAUCAACUUCAACACGCGCUUCGUCAUGAAGACCCUCAUGACCAUCUGCCCGGGCACUGUGCUGCUGGUGUUCAGCAUCUCACUGUGGAUCAUUGCUGCCUGGACCGUCCGUGUCUGUGAAAGGUACCAUGACCAGCAGGACGUAACUAGUAACUUUCUGGGUGCCAUGUGGCUCAUCUCUAUCACAUUCCUUUCCAUUGGUUAUGGGGACAUGGUGCCCCACACGUACUGUGGGAAGGGUGUCUGUCUUCUCACGGGCAUCAUGGGUGCCGGCUGCACUGCCUUGGUGGUGGCCGUGGUGGCCCGGAAGCUGGAACUCACCAAAGCGGAGAAGCACGUUCACAACUUCAUGAUGGACACUCAGCUCACCAAACGGAUCAAGAAUGCUGCAGCCAAUGUCCUUCGGGAAACGUGGCUAAUCUACAAACACACAAAGCUGCUAAAGAAGAUUGACCACGCCAAAGUCAGGAAGCACCAGAGGAAGUUCCUGCAGGCUAUCCACCAACUGAGGAGCGUCAAGAUGGAGCAGAGGAAGCUGAGUGACCAAGCCAACACCCUGGUGGACCUUUCCAAGAUGCAGAAUGUCAUGUAUGACUUGAUCACAGAACUCAACGAUCGGAGCGAAGACCUGGAGAAACAGAUCGGCAGCCUGGAGUCUAAGCUGGAACACCUCACCGCCAGCUUCAAUUCCCUGCCCCUGCUCAUCGCCGACACCUUGCGCCAGCAGCAACAGCAGCUCCUGUCUGCCCUCAUGGAGGCCCGGGGCGUCAGCGUGGCGGUGGGCACCACCCACACCCCACUCUCCGACAGCCCGAUUGGGGUGCCUCUACUUGGGAGCAGGAAGAGGAGAUGACAGGAAGCGACGCCUCUGGCAGGGCCCUUGCUGCAGAGUUGGUGGAGAGCAGAAAUCCACGUCCAAUCUCAGCCCUUCUUUUGGCUAAGUCCACUGUGCCUCAGCAUCACAGUCAAAUGGGAAAGGGGGCCAGAACCCAUGACGUUGCUGCCAUCACAGUACCAGAUUGAGACACUGUGGAGUCACUGCACUACCAGUAGGCUACUGCUCUUUUAAAGUUACUGCUUUUAAAUCGUAAAAUAUAUCCCCAGUUCUGCAGUCAUCCCACUUCCCUAGCUGCUGCUUAGAAGCAGAUGAAGGCUCUGUAAGUCAUCAUUCUGCUGCCCCUAUUGACCCUGCACGCGUUCGGUUUCAGUACCUUAGACAGCUACCUGAUGGCUUCCUGGUAGGCGGGAACAGCUUCUUCCCUUCCCAUCCUUCCGCUACAGUCGGUCGGCUUAAUGACACCCUGGACAGUAUCCCUUCCUUCUCUACUGCCGCCAAAGUAAACACUGUGGGAACGGGAUCACUGAUACCACUAAGAAAGGAAGGUUACAGGGAUAGCAAUAUUAAGUGUCUGCCUCUGGUGGUAGAAUAUAGGUGAGUUGCUCUUCAUCCUGAAAGCUUGUGCCAAGCUGCAUGAACAGAAAUUAACGCUAAACUCCUGUCAGACAAGUAAUACGUAGAUUUUUACUAAAAUAGACUGAAUCUUAUUAAAAAGUUCUCAGUGGAAUGGUAUAGAAAUAUAUACAGAUAGAGAAAAAAAAUAACUGUGAUCUUUUUCCUUACACCAUUACUGGAAAUGCCCAAGUAUGAACUGGAGUUCCCUCUGAACAAAACCAUUAUCAAAUCGUCAACAUAUGACCUCCAAAUCUAGGUGCCAAGGGCCCUGCCACAGUUGUUUACACACCUGAGAAAUAUGUUCUGGAAGCUGUACUCUUGGGCUUGGACCAUGUGUUGAGACAAACCAAACAGACGUUGUGACCAACCAAGCUGAUGGAGGAAAAGCACAAAAUUCAAUACCAACCUAUAGUUCAGAUCCCAAAGAGAUGCUGAAUUUAUAGCCAAAAAAAUUUUUUUGACAAAUCAAAUAUCAAUCUGAUCGGAACAGCCAACAUGAAAGUUCACAGAAGGAGGACAGGGAAUAAACAACAUUCUCUAGCUGUAUCAUAUCGUCUCAGUGUUUGAACCUCAACCAGGACUGAUCUACCUUCAUCAGACACACCUUUUAAUGGCGCAACAACUCAACGUUGGUCCCAGACUCUCCAUUCUGCACUGACCGGAAGAGAACAACAGAAGAGAGCAGCAGGAUGUCAAUGGAGGAAGGAUAUCCAUGGCAAACUCAGAAACUGAUGUGUUUAUUAUCAGAAUCAGAUGAGCUUCAAUAUGAAUUUGCAUCUUGCCUCUGUACUGCUUGCUAUUUUUUAAUGAUAGGAGAAAGUAUAACAGUUUAUUUUAAAUAUGAAAUAUGUUGCUAUAUUAUAAAAUAUAUUGUAACUUUCAAUUAACAUUUUGUAUCAAACUAGUCUUUAGCAGGUACAGUGUCAACCUGCUCUCCCAACGACUGUUUCUGAGUACACAUCACUGUUAGUGACUGCCUGACACCCAGACCAAGGGUCCUCAGCCUACUGAACUGCCAUAUUCUAAUUCUCUGAGACCUGACUUAAUAGAGAUAAAAGAACGCUAUACCCCACUUAGAAGACUAAUUCUACCCUAAAUUCUUUCAAGCCAUUUCAGAAGAGAUUUUAAAAGCCAUCACUCCUUUAGCAGCUGUGCAAAGCCAGUUUAAUUAAAGGGCAGGCUCUUUCUAAAUGCAAAGGCCCUAUUACAUAAAUGAUUUGUCUCAAACUCAGCCAAUCAGUUUUUCCUUUGGUAAUGGCAGAAUGGGGCAUAAGGAAGGGUCUUGUUCUCCUGUGACACAAAGGAUUCAGACUCCUAGGGAUUGUAAGUUUCUCUGUGUCAGAGUAUAACUGGGAUUGGAAUUGCAUUUCCCUGGGGGCUCAGUGAGAGCCCAGUGGGCAGUUAUGCUUUUCUGAGUCGGCUCCUUGAGGGAGCCAGGUUUCCACACAUUUAAACCACAACAUGGAGCACAGCUCCUAAGGGGAUGAAGGGAGGAGGCAGGACAUGCAAAGAGCUGGGCUUCCCUUUCUGCUAGUUUGGCUGGGAGGAAAGAAGGAGUUUCCAUCAAGACGUUUUCCUUUAUCAGCAAAACUGCGACAGAUUUUCUACUUCAGCAACUACGAUAUCGAUGUCCUUCCUUCUCUGAUAGAGCAGUUGAGACACAUGUGUAAAACUUCUCACUUCCUUCCUUUGGCCAUGGGACUAUUUGUAGAUGAAGACGGGAUGCAUUUGGUCAUAGAACGAAGGUUCCCUGGAAUCAGUGGCCUCCUCCCGAGGAGGACCCUUGCUUGUUAUCACAUUGGUAAAAUAUUGCACAGGUGCACACCAAGAAGCAUCAGAAUAGAUUCUUCAACUGAGUGUAUCUCUUCCCUUCACAAUCUCUGAAAAUUCACACAGAUGUACUGAUAGUGCAAAACAGUAGGUUUUCUCCUGGGAAAAAGGCUGGAAUCCUCUCACACUUCCAUUUUAUUUGAGCUUAAAUAUAGAUAAGGCUGGGGGCUCAGUAAUGUUCUCAUGCCAUUCGAAAGAGAAAUAUCUAAAUGCCCAGCUUCAAUCGGCUCAUGUGGCUGAGAGCUAACUUGGAGACACAUUUCAUUUUUAUUCAUUAAGCCUUUUAUUUUGUAUUGGAGUAUAGCCGAUUAACCGUAUUGUCAUAGUUUCAGGUGGAUAGCAAAGGGACUCGGCCACACAUAUACAUGUAUCCCUUCUCCCCCAAACUCGCUCCCAUCCAGUUUCCCACAUGACAUUGAGCGGAGUUCCCUGUGCUAUACAAUUUGUCCUUGUUAGUUAUCCAUGUUAAAUAUAGCCGUGUGUACCUGAACACACAUUGUAUUUUAGUUGAGCUGAAUUCUCUCAGUCUCUAUACUGGUCCUCAGUUACAUGUUUGGCUGAGCUCCAUUAAAGCCAUCAGAACUCCAGGGCACCUGUUUUUAGCAAGUUACUCACUCGGUAAUGGAAAUUAGUUUAUUCUCAAUUUUAUAAUUGACUGAUGAAUGUACUGGUGGUAAUUUAUUUGUCUCAUAAUACUUUUCUGCUACUAAAUAGAACUGUCUCUUUUGGCUUUUCCUUCUAGCUGUUCUCAGACGAAGACUUCUACGUUUAUAGAGAGUGUUCUGAUUUUUCUACUCAAAGUUAUUAUUCCAUCUAGAAUUAAGAAAACCAAUACCAAUUCCUGAUUUGGGGAAAAUGGGACCUUUGGACAGUAAUUCAGGCAUGUAGCUAUAUGCUGACAGUUGUAAGUCAAAGUGUGGUCCACAGAUCGGCAGCAUUAGCAUCACUUGGGAACUCGUUAGAAAUGCAGAAUCUCGGGCCCCAUCCCAGACCUACUUAAUCAUAUUAGGCAUUUUAACAAGGUCCCCAUGUGGUAUACAUAUUAAUUGUAAGCACUGUCCUGACCACACAGCAAUGGUAAAUAACAUUACUAUUCAGAAAAUCAAACUAUUUCUUCCUUGACCCUCAUGUAUAGAAUUAUUUGAUGAAGUAAAGGUCCCAUAUGAUCAUAAAAACAAAUGCACCUUAAAAUUCCUCUUGAGGUCAGAUAGCUCGAGUGGUAUAUACAAAGAAGCAGUCUUUUCCCAGUCUUAUUUUAAAAGGACUCGCUUCCUUGCCGUGAGCCAUCUCAAAGCACCUUUUUAAGAUUUUUGUUUUAGUGAAUGCUGGCAGGGCCAUCAGAAUAUCAGGUGGUUCCUCGGGCCAGGUCCCCUGGAAGGCCACCUGGCUCCUUGCUCAGCAUAACGCAGAAAUAGCUGCAUCUGUGUUCCUCCCUUGAGAAACUCAGCAUCCCACCAAUGGGAACUCUCCUCCCUAGAGGAAACUAGCAAGAGAAGUUAGUUUAACCAUCUAGAAACAUUCCUAAUCUCUCUUUAAACCAAGUCUCUUAUUCAUUACACCAACCUGACACUCUGAGGUAAGCAAGGAAAGAUGUGAAUUGUGAUAUUGGCGCCAUAAAUUGAUAUGUACCCAGAAACAGUUAUGUUCUGAAUUAAUGGCUUUAACCUGUUCAUUGUAAAAAGUGCCUUGGACUUCAAUCUAAAGAGGUCAGUAUAAAUAUAUGUGUGUGUGUGACAUAUGUAGGCAAAUAUUUACAAUUUAUACAUACAUAGGUGCACACACAUAUACCCUGCACAUUCAUAUAUAAUAUAUACAUACAUAUAUAAAUGCUUCGUAAUAUAUCAUAUUGCUAUUUGCAGCUCCAUUUCUUUUGU